This is a messenger RNA of Homo sapiens (human), 4651 nucleotides long. It is a transcript of the gene ZNF569, whose product is annotated as zinc finger protein 569. The transcript has 7 exons. The record is from RefSeq and is a predicted model, not a curated record. Gene Ontology annotation, cellular component: nucleus. Gene Ontology annotation, biological process: regulation of DNA-templated transcription. Lineage: Eukaryota; Metazoa; Chordata; Mammalia; Primates; Hominidae. Bases 1079 to 3211 code for a protein of 710 amino acids. Gene Ontology annotation, molecular function: sequence-specific double-stranded DNA binding.
GCAGGAAGCAGCGGAACGAUUCGAUUCUUCUCAGCACCAAGUUGCGCUCCCAAUCUCUCAGAGCUGGGCUCGCGGGAGGCCGCUCGUGCAAAACCUAGGCUGAGCUCCCCUGCGCGGAGCUGUGAGCCCUGGAACACCGUGGUCUGCUUCUCAGGACGCGCAAACAGUGAAGCCAGUCCCGCCCGGGUGAGCCGCGGGGGCCUCUGGGAAGCGUCGCCCCUGGUGUAACGGACCGAGACUUGUGGCGCUCUCAGCCACCGACAGCGCCGGCCUCAGUGCCGCCUCUGUCCCAGCCCGCGCCGGCUCUGCCACUUUGGCAGCGUUAAGUGUGGAAUCGGGGCCUGUGUCCGCGGGCUUGGUGGUGAGUCCUCGGGAAACCGCUAGCUCUGAGCGCCGGACUCUUUGUGCUGGGUGGGAGUGGGGGCCCGCGGUCCUGGUGCCCCAAUCUUUGGAGGAGGACGCCGGGCGGGGCGAUGCCUGUGCUUGUGGUUCCCUGAGGCAGUGGGAGUGGCGUGUGAAGGACUGUGAGAGUCUGGCGUGAAGUGACUGUCAUUUGCCAGACAUUCGUCUGGCUGAGUGUGGCCCCGGGAUCGUGUCCGUAAGCGGAUUUCGUGGAGGCGCUUUCCCUUUUAUCUUUCAGUAUGAACCUGCGUGCAAACGUGCAUGACAGUGGGAUCUUGAAUGAAUGAAAAACUGUGGAUACAAGAGUUCUUCAUAUAUUAAGGAUUCAUUCAUUCAUAGACUCAUUUAUUGAAGGCUGUCUGUGUAACAGGCACAAUCCUAGGUGCUUGGGAUAUAGCAGUGAACAAGAGACAAACCCCCUACUAUCAUGGUACUUACAUUUUUGUGGGCUGGAUAAUAAACAAGGGAUGUAAACAGCUGGAAAGAACUUUGCUUCAAUCAUUACAACAAGGAAACUACAAACUUCUACCGUACAACAAGGAAAUGGACAAACUACAAAAUAAUUUUUCUAGGACCCUUCAGAGAACUGAGGUCACAGGGCAACCAAGUAAUCUUAAAUCUGGGGAAAGAAAGAUGCCAGCUGAGAGAAACAGGACUCAAGCUUUACUUACCUGGGAUGGACUCUGCCAGACACCAUAUAAGCCACUCUACUUCUGCAGGCCCCAUCCCUUCCCAGAAAGAAGAGGAAAUGACUGAGUCCCAGGGAACAGUAACAUUCAAAGAUGUGGCUAUCGACUUCACUCAGGAGGAGUGGAAGAGAUUGGAUCCUGCUCAGAGAAAACUGUACCGGAAUGUGAUGCUAGAAAACUAUAACAACUUAAUCACAGUAGGCUAUCCGUUCACCAAACCUGAUGUGAUUUUCAAAUUGGAGCAAGAAGAAGAACCAUGGGUGAUGGAGGAAGAAGUAUUAAGGAGACACUGGCAAGGAGAAAUAUGGGGAGUUGAUGAGCAUCAGAAAAACCAGGACAGACUUUUGAGACAAGUUGAAGUUAAAUUCCAGAAAACACUGACUGAAGAAAAAGGCAAUGAAUGUCAAAAGAAAUUUGCAAAUGUAUUUCCUCUGAACUCUGAUUUUUUCCCUUCCAGACACAAUCUCUAUGAGUAUGACUUAUUUGGAAAGUGUUUAGAACAUAAUUUUGACUGUCAUAAUAAUGUGAAAUGCCUUAUGAGAAAGGAGCAUUGUGAAUAUAAUGAACCUGUGAAAUCAUAUGGUAAUAGCUCAUCCCAUUUUGUCAUUACCCCCUUUAAGUGUAAUCAUUGUGGAAAAGGCUUCAAUCAGACUUUGGACCUCAUCAGACAUCUGAGAAUUCAUACUGGAGAGAAGCCCUAUGAAUGUAGUAACUGUAGAAAAGCCUUCAGUCACAAGGAAAAACUUAUUAAACAUUAUAAAAUUCACAGUAGGGAGCAGUCUUACAAAUGUAAUGAAUGUGGUAAAGCUUUCAUUAAAAUGUCAAAUCUCAUUAGACAUCAAAGAAUUCAUACUGGAGAGAAGCCCUAUGCAUGUAAGGAAUGUGAGAAGUCCUUCAGCCAGAAAUCAAAUCUUAUUGAUCAUGAAAAAAUUCAUACUGGAGAGAAACCUUAUGAAUGUAAUGAGUGUGGAAAAGCAUUCAGCCAGAAGCAAAGCCUCAUUGCACAUCAGAAAGUUCAUACUGGGGAGAAACCUUAUGCAUGUAAUGAAUGUGGUAAAGCCUUCCCUCGAAUUGCAUCCCUUGCUCUUCAUAUGAGAAGUCAUACAGGAGAAAAACCUUAUAAAUGUGAUAAAUGUGGUAAAGCCUUCUCUCAGUUUUCCAUGCUUAUUAUACAUGUUAGAAUUCAUACAGGUGAAAAACCCUAUGAAUGUAAUGAGUGUGGAAAAGCCUUCUCUCAAAGCUCAGCCCUUACUGUACAUAUGAGAAGUCACACUGGUGAGAAACCCUAUGAAUGUAAGGAAUGCAGAAAAGCCUUCAGCCACAAGAAAAACUUCAUUACACACCAGAAAAUUCAUACUAGAGAGAAACCUUAUGAGUGUAAUGAAUGUGGGAAAGCUUUUAUACAGAUGUCAAAUCUUGUUAGACACCAGAGAAUUCAUACUGGGGAAAAACCCUAUAUAUGUAAGGAAUGUGGGAAAGCCUUUAGCCAGAAAUCAAAUCUCAUUGCUCAUGAAAAAAUUCAUUCUGGAGAGAAACCCUAUGAAUGCAAUGAAUGUGGUAAAGCCUUCAGCCAAAAGCAAAACUUCAUUACACAUCAAAAAGUUCAUACUGGAGAGAAACCUUAUGAUUGUAAUGAAUGUGGUAAAGCCUUCUCUCAAAUUGCAUCCCUUACCCUUCAUUUGAGAAGUCAUACAGGGGAAAAGCCUUAUGAAUGUGAUAAAUGUGGUAAAGCCUUCUCUCAGUGCUCACUGCUUAAUUUACAUAUGAGAAGUCACACAGGUGAGAAGCCCUAUGUAUGUAAUGAAUGUGGGAAAGCCUUCUCUCAAAGAACUUCCCUUAUUGUGCACAUGAGAGGCCAUACAGGUGAAAAACCCUAUGAAUGUAAUAAAUGUGGAAAAGCCUUCUCCCAAAGCUCAUCCCUUACUAUACAUAUACGAGGACAUACAGGUGAGAAACCCUUCGACUGUAGUAAAUGUGGAAAAGCCUUCUCUCAAAUCUCAUCUCUUACCCUUCAUAUGAGAAAACAUACAGGUGAGAAGCCCUAUCACUGUAUUGAGUGUGGCAAGGCUUUCAGCCAAAAGUCGCACCUUGUUAGACACCAGAGAAUUCAUACUCAUUAGAAACCCUAUGAAUAUUGUGAAUAUGGCAAGGCCAUCUGAAGGAAUUAACACCUCAUUGCACAUUACAUGAUCACUUCCAGAGUAGAAAACUAUGAAUGUGGGAUAGCCUUCUGAAAAAGCCACAAAUUUAUGAAACAUUAGAGAAUUCUUCCAAGGUGACAAAUUAUAUAAUGAAAAAGCUGUUACCAGAAACUUUCAGCAGACAUCUUAUUGAUAAUAUUUAAUCAGCAUUCUCAUUGAAAUCUGAAACAAGGUAUCUUCCAUCAGCAUAACAACACAACACUUGAGCUCCUAGCCAAUGUAUUAAGUAAGGAAAACAAGUAUCAACGAAGAACUAUAAAAAUAACUUUUAUACAAGAAAUAAUUAGAAAAUGUGUUGAUAGAAAACCUAAGAAUAAACACAACAAUGAGUUAGGUCUUUAUCAAGUUAUAAAAUAUGUUGAAAGGCACAAAAGAACACCUGAAAAAUGAUAUUUUGUCUGAAAAGACUUGACAUUGUAAAAAUAUAAUUUCUCUCCCAAAUCACUAAGUUUAAUAUACUUCUGAAGUUUACAUCAGUUUUAUUUUAAGGAACUUCACAAACUUAUCCAAAAAUUUUAUGUGGAAAAGUAAAGAAACACAAAUAGCUGAAACAAACUUGACAAAGCAAGUAGAGAAGACACACUCUAUUAUUAGAUAUAUCAUGUACUUAUUUAAAGCUGCUGUCAUUUAAACAAUGUAUUACCAAGUGAAUAAAUCAAGCAGUAGUAAGAUAGUGAGCAUUCAUACAAAAAUCCAAGAAGAUACAGGAAUUCUGUGUAUGACAGUGCUAUUGAAAUCACUGGGGAAUGAAUGGCUUAUUUAAUAAAUGGAAGGUUCAUAGGAGAAAAAUUUUAGCUUUCUACUUUAUAUCAUAUACAAAAAUAAAAUCCAACUAAAGACCAGAAUAUAAAAAGCAAAAUUUUAAAACUAUGAUGAAAGUAGAAUCCGUUACUUUAGGGUAACAAGAUUUCUUUAAAAAACAUGUAAACAUGGAAUAGUCUGUUGAAUUUUGGUGUAUUGGCCUCACAGGCACCCACAAAUGUACACAAAGAGAUAUAUAUCACUGUGUUCCUGAAUCAUGGUUUGUAUUGCCCAAAAUUGGAUAUAACAAAUUUUUAUCAAUUGUGGAAUAGAUGAAUAAGUGUGAUCAUUUCUGUGAUAAAAUACAGAAUUUAGAAACAAAAUCUACCUAUAGUUAUAUGGAUAGAUUACAAUAUAUAAUAUUGAGAGAAAAAAUUAAAAUGCACAAAGGAACACAGUAUAACAUUUGUAUAAUUUAAUAAGAUCUUGCAAAGAACAGUACUGUGUAUUGGUCAUGGAUCCAUAUAUGACUUGGUUGCCUUUUGGGAUGUGGGAAAGGUUUGGUGGGAGUUGUUAUAUUUAUCUGUAAUAUUUCUUUAAUAAAAGAGUGAAAGCAAA